AUGGACUUUUGUGGAAAGACUAUAUUACCUAAAUACGUCUACAUUGAUGGUGAAUUUAAGGAAAAUGUAGCUAUAACAACUGAUAGUUCAGGUAGAAUCACACAAAUUGUGGAUGUUAAGGAAGCUCAAAGUUCUCUGAUCGAGCUACCUGAAUUGGUAAGUUUUUAGGUAUGAAUUUUAACAGUUACAUUAAUGUCUGGAACUUACCUCUAUUUAUUUAGUGCAUACUACCAGGUUUUGUGUCUGCCCAUUCUCACGCCUUUCAACGUGAACUACGUGGUCGUAGUGGUAUUGGUGCAGUUGGUACUCAAAACUUUUGGAGAUGGCGAGACGACAUGUACAAGUUGAUAGAACAAGCCGACUACGACAGGAUAGUGAAGUAUACGUCUAAAACAUUUAACGAGAUGUUGUUGGCAGGGAUUACCACAGUAGGAGAGUUUCAUUAUGUUCACCAUGGCACCACACCUUUCGAUCUUGAUCUAGCCAUCAUUGAAGCAGCUCAACGAACGGGUAUCCGAUUAUGUUUGAUAGAGACAUUGUAUUUGAGAGCUGGAUUCAAAGAGAACGAUGUUAACAGUCAACAGAUCAGGUUUAAAACAGACGUUAACGACCUCACAGCUCAAGUGGUAAAGUUGAUGGCAAAUCUGUCGGAUAAUGUAACUAUGGCUGUCGCUGCUCAUUCGCUUAGAGCUGUGCCAUUAGAUCAACUACAUCAGUUACAUGCUUUCGCCGUGGAGAAGAGCAUACCUUUUCAUAUUCAUCUUGAGGAACAACCGAAGGAGAUACAGGACUGUCAAUCAGCUCAUAAUUGUACUCCGAGUGAGUUGUUGCUGGCUACAUUACCUGGACUAGACCCUCAUACUACUCUGGUGCACUGUACGUACACAGACAGGUAUGUUUUUGAUAUAUAUUUGAUAAGUUAUGUGAAUUCAAACGUAUAUACGAGACAAUGUUUUUUUUCGAAUUUAGGAAAUCAUUGGAUGAGUACGCCCGUAGGGGAGUAAAUGUGUGUAUUACUCCAACUACUGAAGGCUUUCUUGGUGACGGUAUACCAAAUUUGUCAGAACAUGAUUCAAUAUCACUUGGGACGGAUUGCAACAAUCGAUUGUGUUUUUUGGAGGAAAUGAGGUGGAUGACCUUUUGUCAAAAUGUAUGUUCUUAACUAACUUUUUUUUACUUUAGAUGACACAUUUUGUCUAUAUUUUUCUGUUUUUUUUUGGUUGAACGGUUGGAAAAGCAUUGCCAUAAAGUCGAUUUUAGACUAAAACAAACACUCGGAAUCAUGCUGGUUUCGAUGCGAAGAAACUUCUGAAGUGUGCUACUGAAAAUGGAGCCAAAUCGUUGAAGUUGGAUCAAAAAGUCGGAGAACUAAAGCCUGGAUAUUACCUAGACUUUGUAGCGUUUAAUUUGAACUCUCCACGCUUAAAAGACAUUCCAGGAGCAGACUUGGCUGAUGCCAUCGUCUUUGGAGCUGGCAAUUCUGACAUAGCGAUUGUUGUUGUUGGGGGAAAGGAACGGGGACAGUUUUAG
Messenger RNA from Bursaphelenchus okinawaensis, 1530 nucleotides. The record is from the annotation of a GenBank genome assembly. NCBI's taxonomy places the organism in Eukaryota, Metazoa, Nematoda, Chromadorea, Rhabditida, Aphelenchoididae.